Echinostoma caproni is the source of this 2610-nucleotide messenger RNA. The record is from the annotation of a GenBank genome assembly. Lineage: Eukaryota; Metazoa; Platyhelminthes; Trematoda; Plagiorchiida; Echinostomatidae.
AUGAACACCGAAAAUCCGCAUCUGAAUUUAUCAGGACUACCGGGUUCGAUCGAUCUGGCAAUUCCAGGGACCUGCUCGACUCCGAUUAUGGAUCAGAAUUGUGACCGUCUAUCUCAGUGGGCCAAACGGCAAAACGAAUUGAACGCUUUGAAUGGCUUGUUACACCGAGUUUGGCAUUUGUUCUAUCCUCGUGUACAUUCAGAGUGUCCUUGGAAUUCACGUACCGAUGAACCAUGUGAUUUAAUCAGUCCACUGGCAGACAGUAACGUGGCCGCUUCUAUUUCCGGGAAGGGUCAUCAUCUACGUGAAUCACAAUCAACUUGGUGUCGAUGUGGUGACUGUCAAGCUCAGAGCGUGGGGGAAACUUUCGAGUUGAAAGAUCAUCCGGAUGUACGAACAGCGAGCACAUCGACCAAACUGGUCGAAUUGAUCCAGGUUGAUGAGCUGUCGCCUCCAGUGAUUACCUUGUCCGAGGCAGUGAUCAGUUACCGGGACCCGGUGGAACAGUAUCGAAUCGAGACAGUUAGUCCUCCAUCUGUACACGAGAAGUAUCAAUCCAUCACCAAAUCCGUGCUCGAAUAUAGCUCGGUGAAUUCUAAAAAUUCACUUAUGCAAAGUAGAUCAAACAUCAGUUUGGAAAAAAGCUACUCUCGGGGUUCAGAAAACACGCUAAAUUUAACGCUUGCCGAUCCUACUCAGAUGUCAGUGCAACGCAUGCUUGAUAUAGGCUCACGAAUAUCUACCAUCUCACCUUCCACAGGAGUAAUGAAAAUAAUAGAUAACCCUUCCAUGGAUACAAAAUCUUUGCAAUCCCCACAAUCGGAAAUCUUAAACGCAUACACACCCCCAUCGAUACCAACAAGACAAUCAUUAGUUAUAUUUCCUUCAUCAGUGCUAUCAUCCCCAAAGAUAGCCAUAACAACAGAAGCAUCAACAGUACCACAGCUUUCGGCAGAACUACUGAGUGAUCACGCCAGUAUCGAUACGCAUGUAAACGCAAUACCAAAAUCCCGUAAUUCAGCCUCAAAGGGAUCGGAUGAAGCGUCGUCUGAAAGCCGAUUAGAUGAAAUCCUCACAAAACAGUCCACUGUAAGCUUUCGAUCGGAGAGAGCAGAGGAUCACACAAACGGGGCAUCAAACAUUGAUUUUCUGGCGGAAACCAUAUCCCAAAGAAAAAAUUGGAGUCCUUUUAUGAAUACUUCCUCAACACUGCCUACACCGGCAUUGUCUACUGUUAAGAAUAGUUUGUCUAAAGCACAAACCACUUCAGUUGAAUUGCCUGGACCAGACUCACUCAUUCAUGUGGUACCUAGCACUUCUGAACGUCUAUUAUCCGAAAUGGAUUACAACAAAACGAAUACAGAUUGGACUUAUAUGCCUCAAAUUAAGACGACAACUACUGUCAGUUUGGAUUUCGAAUGGAAGAGUUCACCUGAAGGUUUGCCACCGAAAGCUCCCAGUCGAAGACGAUCUGUGUCAAAUUUCAGUCAAGCUCUAAGUCAGAGAGUUGAGUCACAACCACCACAACGUUCCGUGUCGCCAUCGGAUCAUGUUUUGAUCGAUACCACAAAUGAGGCACCAAUAACGUCUGCCAAACUGCCACCGGCUGCUGAAAUCGGACAAAACAGUCAGACAAUUUCUGUCGAACGAAAAAUGGCGGUUCCCAAAUUAUCGGAAAAGUUUAAUGUGCCGACAAAACCGAUCGAUCGGUCCCCUUCCAAAUCCACUCCAUUGCGAGAUAACAGAUCAGUAUCUAUUCCAUCCACUUCCGUUCUCGUGUACGACAGUGACGAGCAACAAAGAACUGAAUCUCCUGGUUCUGAAUUAGCUGCCCAGAGCACACAACUGAAAUCCAUCAAACCAAAACGGGCGAUCCGUAAAUCUGCUGAAAAAACGAACAAACAAACGAGACGUGCGAAAAGUCACUCUCCGGAAUUUCGGCAAUCAAUCCAUACACAGUCGGCACAGCCCACGUCGCAAAACGUGUCCCGCAUCACUACCCGCCGUUCGCGAUCAGGUUGUGUUCGAACUCAGAGCAAUUGUCGUCCGAAACGUCGAACAGUAAUUGUACGAGAAAAGUUUCGACCGUACCUUUUGGAUCUUCUUGUCCCGUGUGGACUUAUCGUCCCACCCUAUGCGGACACCGAAUCUCCGGAAAGCUUACCGGCAUGCCAUUGCUGUUCACAAACUUCGUGUGAAAAGAAAACAGUGGGACCUCAGCCAACUGGUCACGAAUGCGUGAAAGACAACGUUUCAAUAGCAGCCAGGAAACCAAUGAAUCCCACCGGACGAAUAGCCUUUCGGGAGGCGUUGGCUCGACGAUAUCAUACAGCGCGAACUACGCGGUCGACGGGUUAUCAAACAAUCUAUCCGGCCGAUCAUUUACGCGCACCCCGAAUCCGACUUGUUAUGACGGAAGAUCAGUUUCGGCACCUGAGGGAUACGCACCAUCUGAAUUUACACGAUCAGGAUGUGACUGAGUUACAAAGCCAGCGGCCUCAUCCGGCGCCAUUACACACGGAAUGUCAUAAUGUAGAAUACUUGCAAACAGAUGCAUUCCUCACAGAACAGUACUCAGCUGACCCUAAUGCAUCGUCUAGCGGUGGUUAA